Penicillium longicatenatum is the source of this 1182-nucleotide messenger RNA. Its product is annotated as PIG-Y family protein. Lineage: Eukaryota; Fungi; Ascomycota; Eurotiomycetes; Eurotiales; Aspergillaceae. The record is from RefSeq and is a predicted model, not a curated record. The transcript has a single exon. Bases 1 to 1182 code for a protein of 393 amino acids.
AUGUACAAUAGCGAGGGUCAGAAUGCGGAAUUCGCAGCGGCCGACAGAUUAUCCAAUCGAACACGCUCCGCCAGCGGAAGCAGCACCCACAAGCGCAGCCUUUCAGGCUCACUAUUCUCAAGGCUCUCCUUCUUGCGCAUGAGCCAAGCGACAGGAUCAGAAUCAGGUGCCCGCAUCAUGGACCACGAUGGUGAUAACGAAGACCUCCCGUCCAUGCCCCCGAUCAACAGCGAAGCGUCGGAACGCGGGAAGGCGAUGGCAGCGGUUAUCCAACAACAGCGAAGGACACGACGACGACGAGGAUCAUUAAGAAAGACUGCAUUGUUGGGUACAAGGCUUGAGUCACGCGAUAAAAGGGCUUUCAGCAAGAAUGUCGAGGCCGUUCGUGCGGAGGCCCCUCGGUUCCAGGCCGAUGAUGACGCGCUGAGACCGCACUCUCCGAAGGAUAAGGCCUCUUCACCGCCAAUGGAAAAUAAUGACUUCGCCUCGCCGAGAGGAGGAUUCAAUGAUGAUGCUGAGGAUCCCGCUCAGCCGAGUUGGUUCCGUCCCAGCUCUGCGCUGAAAAACUCCCGCCCGACUGUCGCGCGGAGACGCCAGGGUCUCGCGCAACAUACCUCCAAUACCAAGAACAAUAGCAACAAUAACCACCUAGGCGAAGAGACUGCCACCGACGAUGAAGAACUCGUUUCCUUUCCACGCAUCAACACCAACAACUCUUCAGCUGUAUCCGGUGCCCCCAAUCCCUCCACUAAAACCACAUCCCUUCACGCCCACCCCUCCAGUCCCGACUCCUACUACCCCCUCCAACCAGAUGCAGCAUACCGCCCUGUCCGUGCCAAAUCCUCCCCACUGGCAACACACCCUGUCGAGAUGAAAAGCAAUACAGAUAUUACAUGGGAUUACUCUGAGACUGAAUCGUGGGGCUGGAUCAUCCUCAUGGUGACUUGGCUCGUCUUUGUCGUGGGCAUGGGCAGCUGCUUUGAGGUUUGGAGCUGGGCGUGGGAUGUUGGAGAGACACCCUAUGCGCCUCCAGAGCUGGAGGAUGAUCCGACGCUUCCGAUUGUGGGGUAUUAUCCUGCUUUGAUUAUUCUUACGGCUGUUAUGUCGUGGGUUUGGGUGGUUGUUGCUUGGAUUGGGAUGAAGUAUUUCAAGCAUGCAAAUAUAUCGGGAGAUGAUAGUUGA